Messenger RNA from Psammomys obesus (fat sand rat), 932 nucleotides. It is a transcript of the gene Hpca, whose product is annotated as hippocalcin. Bases 97 to 678 code for a protein of 193 amino acids. Lineage: Eukaryota; Metazoa; Chordata; Mammalia; Rodentia; Muridae. The transcript has 4 exons. Gene Ontology annotation, molecular function: calcium ion binding. The record is from RefSeq and is a predicted model, not a curated record.
GCCCGCCCCUCCGGCCGCCUCUGCCGCCGCGCGCCGCAGCAGCGCCGCCUCCUCUGCGCAGUCGGUGUCUCGGCGUCGCUGGGGUGGGACUCAGCCAUGGGCAAGCAGAACAGCAAGCUGCGGCCGGAGAUGCUGCAGGACCUGCGGGAGAACACGGAGUUCUCCGAGCUGGAGCUGCAGGAAUGGUACAAGGGCUUCCUCAAGGACUGCCCCACCGGCAUCCUCAACGUGGACGAGUUCAAGAAGAUCUACGCCAACUUCUUCCCCUACGGCGACGCCUCCAAGUUCGCCGAGCACGUCUUCCGCACCUUCGACACCAACAGCGACGGCACCAUCGACUUCCGGGAGUUCAUCAUCGCCCUGAGCGUGACCUCUCGCGGCCGCCUGGAGCAGAAGCUGAUGUGGGCCUUCAGCAUGUACGACCUGGACGGCAACGGCUACAUCAGCCGGGAGGAGAUGCUAGAAAUCGUGCAGGCCAUUUAUAAGAUGGUUUCGUCCGUGAUGAAGAUGCCUGAGGACGAGUCGACCCCGGAAAAGAGGACUGAGAAAAUCUUCCGCCAAAUGGACACGAACAACGACGGCAAGCUGUCACUGGAGGAGUUCAUCCGCGGGGCCAAGAGCGAUCCAUCGAUCGUGCGCCUGCUGCAGUGUGACCCCAGCAGCGCCUCCCAGUUCUGAGCCCAGAGGAGCCAGCCCGCCUCCCCGCCUCCCCCGGCCCUCAGCUUCCUCUCCCUCCCUCGUGUCUAUCCAGGCUGGGGGCCACACUGGGGAUCCCUUCCCGGGGUCUGCACUGUGGGGGGGGGGGGGCUCUGGAGAAGCGAACCCUGCAAGAAAGGGGCUAAGCGAGGCAGCAGUUAGCACCCACGGCCCUAGAGGCCGAGUCUCCCUUAGCGGGACCAAGAUGACCCUGUGGUUUGGUCUGUCCGGGUUAU